AUGAUUCAAACGGAAAAUAGCAAUACUAAUACUCAUACUCCUACUCUUACCUCUAUUAAUACUCAGAAAAAUAAUAAUUUGUUUCAUAUGCCUUUCAUUACCAAUUCCACGACUAAUAAAAAUACCAUGUACCGUGCAGACUCAAACACUCCAACUCCAGCUAAUUCAGCUACUACUGCUACCACUACCACUACUACCACCACUACUACUACUGGUAAUAGCAAUAAUCAUAACAAUACAACUUGGAACACUACCAUUCCUGAUGGAUAUCCUUAUCCUUAUCCUCAGCAGAUGAAUAACCCUAUCCCAAUCCCUAAGCAAUUAUCUUUUAAUAUCAUUCCUCAAGAACCUACUGAUAUGAAUUCUUUCCCUAAUAGAUUAUCCUCCACUAAUUCUUCAGGAAAUUAUUCUAAUAAUCCAAAUACGAAUGAAUUGACUUUAAAUAUGAAUCAAUUAUCACUCAAUAAUAAUGAUCCUUCUCAAACUCAUAAUAAUUCAUUACCUUUAAAUCACCAACCUCAAUUGAAUUUGCCAUUACAACCACAACAAUUGCAAAUGAGGCCACUUGAUCAACAACAAUUGCAUCCACAACAACAACAUCCACAACAACAGCAACAACAACAGCUUCAUCAACCACCUAUCCAUCAACAAUUACCACCUUUUGAUAAUAAUGGUGAUAAUAUGAGAGAUGAACCUCCUUAUAUGAUGGCUUCUGUAGCUGCUGCUACUAUUGCGAACCCAAAUACCUCGAUUCAAACCAGUACUUUACCAAAUAAUAAUACUUUUGGUAACACUCCUUCAAGAACUGUUUAUUUAGGCAACAUCCCUUCGGAUUUGUCUGUUAAAGAUCUCUUGGAUCAUGUCCGCAGUGGUGUUGUAGAAAAUAUUAAAAUAUUACCUGAUAAGAUGUGUGCAUUCAUAUCAUUUGUAGAUGAAAGUUCUGCACUUUUAUUCCAUUCAGAUGCCAUUUUGAAAAGAUUAAAUAUUGGUGGUAGAGAUAUUAAAAUUGGUUGGGGAAAACCAACUCCAAUCGAUCCUAUUGUAGCAACAAGUAUUGUUACAGAUGGUGCAACAAGAAAUGUUUAUAUAGGCCAAUUGAGUAAUUCAAGUAAUAAUAAUACAUCAUCUUCAUCUUCCUCUACAUCACCUUCAUCUCCAUCUAAUAACACGAGUGAUGAUUUGGAAAAAAAGAAAAAUAUCGAUGAUUCUCCCUUGACUGAAGAAAAAUUACGUGAAGAUUUAAAAGAUUAUGGUGAGAUUGAUUGUGUCAAAAUUGUUCAAGAUAAAGGCUUUGCAUUUGUUCAUAUGUCUUCCAUUUUAAGUGCAAUUAAAGUAGUUAAUAAUUUAGCACAAACAAACCCAUAUUAUCAAAACAAAAGAAUCUUUUAUGGUAAAGAUAGAUGUGCAUUUAUUACAAAGACUCAACAACAUAAUGCAGCUCAAUUCUUGGGGGUUCAACCUGGUAUGGAACAUUUAGUUCAAUUUAGUGAUCGUGAAUUCAUUUCAAAUACCCUUUUACAACAAUCUGCUGCUGCUGCUGCCAUUGCUACAUCUGCUGGUGGUCCAAACAAUUUAGGUAAUAGAACCGUUUAUUUAGGUAAUUUGCCUGUGGAUGUGAAAAUAGAUGAAAUUUGUAAUGCAGUUCGUGGUGGUCUUUUGCAACAUAUUAAGUUAUUAACUGAUCGUCAUGUCUGUUUUGUAACAUUUAUUGACCCUACAGCUGCUGCUCAAUUUUAUGCUAUGAGUUCAUUACAUGGAUUAUCUAUUCAGAAGAAACGUUGUAAAGUUGGCUGGGGUAAGCAUUCUGGUCCAUUACCAAACUUGAUUGCCCUAGCGGUUAGUAACGGUGCUUCAAGAAAUGUUUACUUGGGUAACAUUGAUUUUGAAAAUGAUAUUAAAUUACACAAUCCACCAAUUUUUACAGAAUUAAGUUUAAGAAAUAUUUUCCAACAAUAUGGUGAUGUAGAACAAAUUAAUUUCUUACCAGAAAAAAAUUGUUGCUUCAUUAAUUUUACAAAUAUUAGCAAUGCCAUUCUAGCAAUUGAAAAGAUUAAAAACAAUCCUGACUUUAAAGAUUUAAAGAUCAAUUUUGGGAAGGAUAGAUGUGGCAACAUUCCUCACCAAGUUCGUUAG
Messenger RNA from Henningerozyma blattae CBS 6284, 2133 nucleotides. RefSeq names its product Mrn1p (gene MRN1). The record is from RefSeq and is a predicted model, not a curated record. Gene Ontology annotation, cellular component: cytoplasmic stress granule. The transcript has a single exon. Gene Ontology annotation, molecular function: mRNA binding. Bases 1 to 2133 code for a protein of 710 amino acids. Lineage: Eukaryota; Fungi; Ascomycota; Saccharomycetes; Saccharomycetales; Saccharomycetaceae.